AUGGGAGUCCCCUCCGAGCAUGCGUCAAAUGCUAUCAUCUACACCACCUACUGCGUCUUCCUGCUAUUUGGUUUAGCCGUAGGCAUAAAGUUCGCCAGGUCAAAAAGCGACUUUCUGGCUUCGCUUCGAACGCAGUCCGCUUUACCUCUCGCACUGAACUUCGCUACCUCUGGCUUGGGCUCUGGGAUUCUAUUCACGUAUCCUGAAAUUGGCAAUAUUGCUGGAGUGCAAGGCGUCUUGACAUAUGCAAUCGCAUCGUCGUUGCCGAUCAUGACCUUCCCCUUCCUCGCUUCUCGCAUCCGCAAGGCCUGCCCUCAUGGAUUCGUCCUCACUGAAUACGUCCGCGAACGCUUUGGCAUCGUCGCUUCGCUGUUCCUCAGCAUAUUCUCAGUCUUGACGAUGUUCUUGUAUAUGUGCUCUGAGCUCACAUCCGUUUCCCUCGUCAUCAACUCGUUGACAGGAUUAAAUGGUCUUCCUGCAACAAUCGUGGAGGUAGUCGUGACGAUUUUGUAUACUGCUGUCGGGGGAUUACGCACAUCCCUGAUUACCGAUAACAUCCAAGGCGUUAUGAUCAUAUUCUUGAUGAUUAUAUGUACCAUUGCAGUGGGCGUGAACGUGCAUAUCGAUAAGGGUGCUAUUCCUGACUCUGGGUUGACCCACGCUACCAAGCUCGGUUGGCAGCUCCUGUAUAUUCUCCCUGUCGCCAUUGUAUUCAACAAUUACUUCCUAUCUGGCUAUUGGCAACGCGCCUUUUCCUCUAAGACAGACAAGGAUUUAUUCUGGGGUUGCUUCGGUGCCACUAUUUUCAUUUUUGUCAUCCUCACCCUUGUCGGAUUCUCCGGCAUUCUUGCCAACUGGGCAGGCCUCAUCGACCCAGAGGUCGAAGGCGCGGGCAGCGCAUCCUUCUUCAUCCUGCUCUCAACGCUCCCUACUUGGGUUGUCGGCUUCUGCAUCGUUUUCGCCUUGACGAUGUCUUGCGCAGCCUACGAUACACUCCAGGUCGCCAUCGUUGCCACUCUCAGCAACGAUGUCUUCCGCAACAAAAUCAACAUGUGGUGGGUGAGGAUCAUCCUCGUCGUCAACAUCCCUGCUGUUGUGGUGGCUACAAAAGGCCUAAACAUCUUGGUGCUGUUCUUGAUUGCUGAUUUGGUAUCGGCGGCUCUAUUACCCCCCAUUUUGUUGGGGUUGAUACCGAGCUUGUAUUUCUUGAAUGGCUUUGAUGUAGUUGUGGGUGGCUUGGGCGGCUUCUUGACGGUGUUCUUCUUUGGUCUUAUUUAUUACGACGGAAACGCGGCAGCUGCUGGAGGACUCCUUAUCUUGGAGAAGGGCCUCUACGCCAAUGACUGGUCCGCCUUUGGAGCUUUCGUCGCCGCACCCGUUGGCAGCAUGCUUUGGACAGCAGGGGCGUUCGGCCUUCGUUGCGCAUACUACAUGAUCCGUUCCAAAAGGACCGGAGAACCUUUCCGAGUAUUCGAGAGGAGAGAAGUCGAUAGGGCCCGAUUCGCUGACGCUGCGACUAGAGCAGGGAUAUUCAUCCCGGACGAUUUCAAUGACGCGGGAUCUACGGGCUCUGGAGUUGCUAUCAGUGAAGGGGACAGGAAGUCUCCUGAUGUUGGUGCUUCUGAAGACGUGAAGCGACCUGAGGAUUUGGCAGCGUGA
Molecule: messenger RNA, 1659 nt
Organism: Pleurotus ostreatus (oyster mushroom)
Lineage: Eukaryota; Fungi; Basidiomycota; Agaricomycetes; Agaricales; Pleurotaceae
Exons: 14
Coding region: 1-1659 (552 amino acids)
Biological process (GO): transmembrane transport
Cellular component (GO): membrane
Molecular function (GO): transmembrane transporter activity
Source: RefSeq, a predicted model, not a curated record